Messenger RNA from Taeniopygia guttata (zebra finch), 2958 nucleotides. The record is from RefSeq and is a predicted model, not a curated record. Lineage: Eukaryota; Metazoa; Chordata; Aves; Passeriformes; Estrildidae.
AGGACGGCGGCCCGCAGGGCCCACACGGAGCGGCACCGGCGCUCCGCAUCCGCUCCCGCCGUCCCCGCCUGCCGCAAGGCCCUGCGCUCCGCCGACCCCCGCCUCUCGUCCCGCCCCUCCACGCCGGGCCCGUUCUGGCCGCCAGCUUGGCCCGGCCCCGCGGAUUAGCGAGGGCGCGGCCUAAGCCUCUUUGCUGUCGCCGCCGCCCCCGGUAUGGCCCGGUAUGGACGCGGGAGACGCUGAGCGGCGCGGCGAAAAGCUGUGCCUGCAGGCGGGCGAUGGCGGCCUGGGCGGCCUCAUCCUGCUGCUGCUGACGGCCCGCCCGGCACCGGGCGAUGGGGCUGCCCGCGGAGAGCCCCCCGAGCCCGGCGGGUCGCGGGGGCCCCUGGCCCGCUCCUUGCAGCGGGCAGAGGCCAUGCUGCGCAGCGUCACCCCGGGGCUGCGCCGCCUGCUGUCCCCACGGUCAAACCGGCGCGGUGACGGCGAUGAAGACGACGAUGAGGACGAGGAUGAAGCUGCAUCCAUCGUGGUCCCGCUGGAGCAAAGCUUCCCAGGGCUACGCCGCUGCCUGUGCGUCUGGGAGGACCCUCGCACCGAGACUUUCCUGGGCUACAUGCGGCCCCACACCGGCGGCACCGGUGACUUUUCUGCGGACACCAUCCGUCGGCGCGUGGCGGAGCGCGGAGCCGCCCUGCACGCGCUGCUGCGGCACCGCCACCAGCUCCGCCUGGCCCGCGACUUCGCUCGACGCCUCGAGGCCUCCUCGCAAUUCCUGCGGCGGCUGUUGGCGCUGCCACGGCCCGGAGAGACCGGGCACACCCAUCCGGCGCUGCGGGAGCUGUGCCAGGAGCUGCGGGCGCACGCGGGGCACUGGGCAGCGCUGCUGCGGCGGCUGCGGACGGAUGCGUGGCUGCGGGCGCUGCCGCAGCGGCGAGGCGAGGCCGUGCAGCACAUGCGGCGGGCGCUGCUGGUGACGGCGCUGAUGGCAGCGUGCCUGACCAGACAGCGCAUCGAGGGACGGCUGCGGGAGCUUGGCUGCUCCAUCCCGACCUCUGAGUGCCUGGAUGACCUCUUCCAGGGGUUGGAGAUCUACAACGGCGUGGUGGAGGAGCUGAGCCCUGAGGUGACAGCCCCUGCUGCCUUCACGGUGGGUGAGGUGCUGCGGCUGCUGGCGGCAGAGCGGGGCCGGGCCGUGGCACAGAGGCUCCGGCCUCUCCUGUGGCACCAGAGUGGCACCAUCAGGGACAAACAGAUCCGCUGGGAGGACGUGGUGGUGCCACAACCAGCGGGGCACGAUGCAGCGGAGGAACCGCCUGCGCUGGCGGCUGAGCUGCAAGCACUGUGCCAGGAGGAUGAGGAGCUGAUGGGACGUGUUUUUGGGGCGCUGGUGGCCUCAGCUGACAGCUUGUGGCAAGCAGUGCUGUCAGAGAGCCCCGAGCUCUGGAAGGCCGUGCGCUGGCUGGAUGCCACCCACGGCCCCGUGGCCGCCACGCUGAGCGCCCGGUACCGCCCGCUGCUCUGGGAGGCGGUGGGCACCGUGCUGGCAGACAGCCCGGCCACCCCUCCUGCCACCCCCAGUGCCACUGUCACCGCGGCGUGGGAGCUGAGCCGUGCGCUGGCUGUUGCCCGUGUGCCCACCGAGUGCCAGGAGGAGCUGGGGGGGCUGUGCCUGCGCCUGCUGUGCCGCAGCGUCCUCUGCAGCUGGGACACGGAUUUCACCCGUGCUCUGGGCUCAGGGCUGUCAGACAAGUGCUUGGAGGCUCCAGGGGGUUCCCCAGGGCCGGGCUGCAGCCGCACAGCCCAGCAGCUCCAGCGCCUCUUCCCCGCCCUGGCACUGGCCCUGCGCUGCCUAUGCCUGCUGCCCGCCCGCCCGCACGCCCCCCCCCCCGGGGGUCUCUGCCCGCGGCUGCAGGUGCUGGGCCGGUGCCUGGCGGCGGUGGCGGCCGCCCACGCGUGGCUGACGGGCCGGGCCGGGCGGUACCUGGCGGCCUGGGCACUGCCUCAGUUCCUGCUGCUCACCCAGGGAGACCUGCAGGUGCUGAAGGCAGAGGUGGAGCAGCUGAUGCUGCAGGUGAGCGGGACCUUCCCUGAGCCGGGGGACAUUCCUGGGGACAUCCCCCCUGAGUCCCCAUCCCCGUGGGAGCUCCAGCUGUGCCGGCAGAUCCACGACGUGGCCAACAGCAUCCAGCUCUUCUCCGGGGAUGUGCUCUGGAUGUUCUCCACCAGCUGCAAGCGGCUCUCGGCCGAGAUCUUCGACCAGACGAUGCCUCUGGGGCGGCACUGGCGGCUCGGGCCUCGUGCCGAGCUGCCCAGCUCCCCCAGCGCCUACGCGGCGGCCGCGGUGCAGGCGGUGCUGGGGCAGGUGCUGCAGGGGGCCCAGGCCCUGCCCCACGAUGCCCAGGUGCCCACCCUGGCACGGGUCACCACGGCCUUCCUGGAGGCCUGGAUGGAUCACAUCCUGACCCGCCGGAUCAAGUUCAGCCUGCAGGGUGCCCUGCAGCUGCGCAGGGACUUCCAGGCCGUGCGGGACCUGGUGUGCUCGGAGCGCUCCGGGCUGCCUCCCGAGGCCCGGCGGGAGCUGCGCGCGCUCCGCGUCUUCCGGCACACGGACACGGCCCUGCGCUGCCUCCUGCAGCAACCGGGGCGGCUGCGGGGAGCCCCCCGGGGCUGGGGCAGCCUGCGGCGCUGCUGCUCAGAUGAAGGCGCCCACCCCCUGGAACAAUCCAUGGAUCCUCUGCCUGGCCUGGACCCUCUGGAGGGGCUGGGCCCAAUCCCGGGGACCCCCCCGCUGGCUCCAGAGGCCGAUCUCCCGUCCCGCCCCGAGUCCCCGUUCCCGGGCAGCCAGCAGCAGUGGCUGUCCCUGCGGCUGCACCGGGCCCGCCGCUGGCGUGUGCCGGGGCUGCCGUGUGUGGGGAACAGCCCCGAGGGCUGACCCGGAAUAAAGCUGCAAACGCCAUG